Messenger RNA from Zeugodacus cucurbitae (melon fly), 1063 nucleotides. Its product is annotated as putative gamma-glutamylcyclotransferase CG2811. Gene Ontology annotation, molecular function: gamma-glutamylaminecyclotransferase activity. Lineage: Eukaryota; Metazoa; Arthropoda; Insecta; Diptera; Tephritidae. The transcript is spliced from 2 exons. The coding region runs from base 261 to 743 and encodes 160 amino acids. The record is from RefSeq and is a predicted model, not a curated record.
AACACCAAUAAUAGCAAAACAAAAAAGAAAUGAUACAAAAUUAUUCCAAAUAUCAACAGUUUACAUGCAUGAACGUUUAAUUAUGUGGGUAAUUGUUGCCGUUCAUCUCGUGUUACGGAAACAAAUUGUGACAGUUUCUGUUAUUAUUUACCUCCGGGUACACUUUGUUGCUUCGUAAUCACAUUGAUAACGAUUUACUCUAUGCUUUCAAAUAACUAUUAUUAGCCACUUAAACAUUUUCUCAGUACUUCAGUGACAUUAUGACCUCGAAAAUGUCUCGAAAUUUAAUAAAAGUAUUCGUCUAUGGGACACUAAAGCGUGGUGAGCCUAAUCACCAUUGGCUGACACGAACGGAAAAUGGCCACUCACGGUUUCUGUGCGAAGCGCAAACGGUGGAAAAGUUUCCACUAGUCAUAGGAACACGCUACAACAUUCCAUUUUUACUCAACAAACCAGGAGUUGGGCAUAAUAUUUAUGGAGAAGUAUAUGAGGUAGACGACACAAUGUUCGCAAAUCUUGAUGUGCUAGAAGAUUAUCCCAACUAUUAUCACAGAGAAAUACAGCAAGUAAAAAAUAUGAAUAAUGAACCAAUCGACUGUUGGUUGUAUUUGAUCAAGCAAUUCCCGGAACAGCUACUUUCAAAACGUUUCCUGGAAAAGUAUAAUAAUUCAGAGGCGAAUCCCUACUGCGAAAGGUCAGAAAGAUUGCCUGAAGUAAAAGCAAAAGAUGAUAUGACCUAUUGAAUCAUAACUUUAUAUGCAAUUAAUAACGGCUAAGAUAUCCGGUUUUGUACAGCAUCUCAUUAAUUAUAGUGCUUAGUUUCUGGAUGACGACAUCCACAUAUAAUAAUGUUAUUAAUGUAUUUUAUAACCGUAGUCUGUAGGUUUCAUUUUAUGCUAAUGAAGUACUUCAUUUUUGCAGUUAUUUGGACAGCUCCAAGGAAGAUAUGUAUGUACAGGAUGAGUUAAAUCACAUAAAAGAUGAGACCAAAUGAAAAUGUGAUAGAUAAACGUGAUAUAAGAAAUAAAUAUAACAUUUUUAUGUUAGCAGUUGACUUCAUUUA